UGGGUUCGAGCCCCACGUUGGGCGGUACCUUUUUUCCCGCCCGCCUCCAAACAGUGCAUGGGCCAGGAGCCAAGAAACAAUUCACGGGGAAACGCUUCGUCUCUCAACAUCCGAUAUGGUCUAGUGGCUAGGAUACCUGGCUCUCACCCAGGAGGCUCGGGUUCGAUUCCCGGUAUCGGAAAUUUUUGUUUUUCGUUGACUCAACACAACAAUUUAUGAUCCAGCGAGGUGUGAUCUUCGACGCGGCGUCCUCGACGACUAGGAGCAUGUUCAUCCUGCAGCCGCUUCCUCAGCGCCUGGUGCGGAGCGCGCCGCACCCCAGUCACGUCCUGGUGCGCAGGGAGCUGCCGGACACGUACGGCAGGCACGCCGCUGACACCACGCCAGCGACCUCCUGUGGCCUGCGCGACGGCAGCGGCGACGGACUGCCUUGGACGAACCAUACGGCGUACUCCGGCGGGCGGGGCCGCGUGGUGCGGGACGUGGCCGCCACUAGCGGCACGCUGCCCGCCGUGCACAUCGAAACGGCCGUCUUCGUGGACCGCGACCUGGUCCAACACAUGGCGCUCAACUUCCCCGUCGACACCGAGCGGGAGGUGGUGCGCUUCGUGCUGGCCAUGGUGAACGCGGUGCAGCUGCUGUACGAGUCGCCCUCGCUGGGCAGACCCGUGCGGCUGGCCCUCAAGCGCCUCGAGCUGCUGCACUCGGAGCCGUCGGGGCUGCGGCGCUCCCACGACAUCGACCGCUUCCUGUCGUCCUUCUGCGCGUGGCAGGCGGCCACCAACCCGGGCGGCGACGGCCACCCCCUGCACUGGGACCACGCCCUCAUCCUGACCGGCCUGGACCUCUACGUGGUGGGCAAGGGCGGCAAGGUGUCGUCGCAAGUCGUAGGUCUGGCCCCGGUGGCGGGCAUGUGCUCGGCGUCCAGCUGCACCGUCAAUGAGGGUCGCCACUUCGAGAGCGUGUACGUGGUAGCGCACGAGAUCGGGCACAACCUCGGCAUGCGGCACGACGGUCCGCUCUCGGACAACGACUGCGACCCCGGCAGCUUCCUCAUGUCGCCGACCCUGGGCUCGGGGAAGACGACCUGGUCGGCGUGCAGCCGUCACUACCUCCACACGUUCAUGCAGUCCCCCCAGUCGAGCUGCCUGCUGGACGCGCCGGGCCCGGACCUCCUGGACCACUCUGCAGGCGGCGUGCUGCCCGGGGAGCGCUUCGACGCGGACCAGCAGUGCAUGCUCAAGUACGGCCGUGGCGCCGUGCACUCCGAGGCGCAGGCGCUGGAGGACGCCUGCAGGGACCUGCACUGCCGACGGGACAGGUACACGUGGACGUCGCACCCCGCGCUGGACGGCACCAACUGCGGCAGGAGUAAGUGGUGCCGCCUGGGCCGCUGCGUGUCCCGGAGCUCCCUGGCCGCUGCCGCGCUGACCGGCGGUGCCGUGGACGGCGGCUGGAGCGAGUGGUCGCCCUUCUCGGACUGCGCCUCGGGAUGCCUGUCCGAAGACUCGCCGCACAGCGAGGCCCACGGCGAGCCCCAUGAGCUGAGGGGCUCCACGGGCAUCAUGGUGUCGACGAGGAGGUGCAGCAACCCGCGCCCCGAGAACGGCGGGCGGCCGUGCCUUGGCAGCGACCACCGCUACAGAACCUGCAACGCACCGCAGUGCGGCAACGUGGCGCGCACCACGAUCAGGGACUUCGCGGACCAGACCUGCGGCCGCGCCCGCGACGUGCAGCCCAGCCUCCUCGGCACGGGGCUGCAGAUGACCAGCAACGACCCUCGCGAGUCGUGCGCGGUGUGGUGCCACAUGCGCCAGGGCGGCGCGCGCCCCCGCGCCUGGAGCUUCCCCGACGGCACGGCGUGCGUCCUGGGCCGCGGAGGGGGCGCCAUCAGCUACUGCGUGGGCGGCCGCUGCGAGGAGUUCCGCUGCGAGCGCGGUGGUCCCGGGGACUCCCUCUUCGGACUGUCGCCCUCCCGAUGCAGCGGCGCUGAUAAGCGCCCCACCAGCCUCAACGCGGCCAGCUCCUUCCUGCAGAGGUUCCGCGACAAGGGUCGCCGCCGGGAGGCGGGGCAGCAGCAGCAGCAGCAGCCGACCCCAAGUAACGCCACUGCCACCUCCGCCACCCCCGCUGCCCCCGCCGCGGUGCCCACCGCAGCCGCCCUGGUGAGCGCCGGCGGUGCCCUGGAGCACGCGUCGGGCUGUCACUCGACCUGCGUCACGCCGGGCACGGGGCUGCGGCUGGUGCGACGGCGGGGGGCGGGGCCCUGCCGCGGGAACUGCACCCUGCAGACGUGCGAGCCGGACGUGCUGAGCUGCGGACGCCUGCGGACGCCGUUCGAGGUGGCCAGCGCUCUCUGCGCCAAGUUCCGGACCCGUGUGCGGCGCUUGUCGGGGCUGGGCAUGCAGAUCUCGGCAGCAGACGACGACCGGGACCGGCCCUGCCGCGUGGCUUGCCAGGACGAGGCCGUGCCCCACAGGUUCUACCUCGUCAACGGGCGCGACGGCUGGUUUCCCUUCGGAACGGACUGCUCCAGGGGCAAGCCCGUCCGGGCCUUCUGCGUGAGCGGCCGCUGUCUCGAGUUUGGCCACGACGGUACGCCGUUGUACGAGCCAGAGGCCACCCUGGCGCUGCCCGCCCGCGACCGCAGGAGACGGCGGCGGCGACGAAGACGACGACGCCGUGACGCUCUCUCGGUGCUUGCCGAGGGCGCCGUCGUUGUCUCGGAGUUAGACUUUGUCCACCCCGUCUCUAGUGCCAUCAGACCCAACGUCCUUUAGCUACUGCCGGAGUUCCAGAACACAUGCAGACUGCAGGUGCAGCCUCCAUGAGAAGCGAGGCAUCGAUAGCCAGCAUUAGCAGGAGGCAGGAUAUGACACACGGGUCCUGAGAAUCUUGUUUUACUUGCAAUCAAUAAUUAAGACAAGCAUCCUACCCUAAAUUUGGUCCACAAAUAAUUGUUAUUAAAUGACAACAGGACUCAUGUGAUAAGAUUGUGAUUGUUGUAUUUUCAGUAACUAAUGUUAACAGAAACGGAGCAGGGCAUUUAAAAAUAAAUACAACUAGUGAUCACCAUGA
Molecule: messenger RNA, 3078 nt
Organism: Frankliniella occidentalis (western flower thrips)
Lineage: Eukaryota; Metazoa; Arthropoda; Insecta; Thysanoptera; Thripidae
Product: A disintegrin and metalloproteinase with thrombospondin motifs adt-1-like
Exons: 13
Coding region: 216-2780 (854 amino acids)
Biological process (GO): extracellular matrix organization; proteolysis
Cellular component (GO): extracellular matrix
Molecular function (GO): metalloendopeptidase activity
Source: RefSeq, a predicted model, not a curated record